UUCAACCACGUGUUUGUUUGUGUAAAGUUUAACAUUGGAUUUUGAUUUCGGGAUAAAACAAACUUUUUUCUCCGAUUUUUUUUCGUUACAUUUUUCUCUACUUUAUCCAAUUGAUGAUUCACCAAUCAUGACUCGAAUUGCAGCUCGAGCGACCCGUGGUCGUGGGAAAAAAUGUCCGAAAGGACAAGCAUGUGCAUCAAAUCCUGAAACAAAAAAACAUCGAGCUAAAAUUGCUCAAUUAUUUGGCGUUUCAACAUCAGAAUCCGGAGAUGAACUUGCCAAUUCAAUGAAACCUAAAUUAACGCGUGAUAUGUUGGAAAAAUUUGAUGCCAUUCAGCAACAAAAGCAACGUAAUACGAUCGCUAGCGAAUCGCAACAACAAAUGUCGGCUGUUGAAAAUUGGCUUCAAAUACCAAAAAAUCAAGAUGAAAAUGAUAGUAAUAAUUCGAAAAGUGAAAAUUCCAACAACGAGUCUAUGAAUACUGAUGAUAAUCAAUCCAUACCGGAUGAUGCAUUCACCAUUGGUAACAUAUCAGCUGCCAGUAUAUGGUCAAAUUGUACAAAUGUUACUUUCGAUAAAUUUCUCAAUGGUUUUGAUCCAAAAUCCAAGAUUCAUAAAGCAAUGUUAACUGUUUUGGCUACCGUUCGUGAUGCAAUCGAUAUGGAAAAAGGAAAUGAAACUGAAACUGAAUAUUUUUCCGGUCUAAUGUUAGCAUUAGAUUGUGUAGAUUCUGAAGAGAAAUUAACCGCUACAUUAGCAUUACUUCAGAUGGUUUUAAAACGUGUUCAAACACCCGUUCUUCGGUUGAAAUUUUCCGAAACAUCUACAGCAUUGAUGAAAAUUUUAUCACAACAAAUUAAUGUGGCUAAUCCUAAUAGCUAUCUAACUAAAUCGGUAAUCAAUGCUUUACAUACACUGUUACGAAAUCAAGAACUUGUUGUAUGGCAACUUAAAUCAACUCAACAAAUAUUCGAAACAAUUCUUAUGUUUGUAACUCAUCAAAAGCCUCGAAUUCGUAAGGCAGCUUGUUUUGCUGUCAUAUCAUUAGUUUGUGGUAAUAAUAUUGAAUCAAUGAAUGCAAAUCAAGGUUCACCGAUCGCUGCGAAAUUGACCGCCGAAUUUUGCAUACGAAAACUUGAUCAAAAUUUAUCAACAACAAAUGAUGAACAUUUGAAUAUUAUUCUUUAUAUUCUAACAUUAUUAUCCGACACAAUGUCCAUGUUUCCAUCGGUUCAACAUACUAAACAUCUAGCCGAAUCAAUCCUUUCACAUAUGACUUUAGGUAAUAUUCUAUUGGUUACAGGUGCUUUGCAUACAUUGUAUUCAUUCUUUCUUCUUCGACCAACGGCUAAUGUUUUGAGUGCCGAAUUAAAUGCACGUCUAUUGAAUGCUUUGUAUGAUUAUCAACCGAAUAUUAAUGAUGAACAACCAUUAAACGCUUGGUGUGUUGCUAUGAAAGAAGCUUUACUUUGUCUUCAUAAUCUUGAUCGAAAACUUUUUUCUUCACAUGCACCGAAAUUGUUUCGAACUUUUAUUACCAUUUUGCAAAGCGACAGUUCUUCCGUUCAUUCAAAUGUUGUCAAUUCAAUUAAAUCAUUAAUGAAAACGAUCAUUGAAGAUUCAAAUAGUUCGAUGGAUUUAUUGGAAAAAUUAUAUGAUGAAUUGGAAAAUGGAUUAAAAUAUCAAUUUAGUCAUGUAUGGACACAAUUUAUGCCAAUUUUCGGUGAAGUUUUUAUCGUUACUAAAGAAACUAAAUUAUUAUCUAAAAUGGGUGCAAUCAUACAACGUAUGGCCAUUAUUUAUGAAUCAAAUGAUGCUGAUGUAAAUGAUGUUUUGGAAAAGGUUUUUGCCAAAAUUAUCUCAUCACAUGGUCCACGAUUUGUAUUACAAUAUUGUCCGAUUAUUUGGAAAACAUCAACAUCAUCAUUGAUGAGUGAAUAUAAUGAAUUUUGUGGAGAAUUUACUAAUCCAUGGCUUAUUUCAUUGUUACGUGAAAACAUUGAUGCUCAAUCGGAAUUAUCUUUAUUUGUUGAUCAUUUUCUACCUAUGGUUGAUGAGUUAAUGAAAAAAGUUUUGCUAUGUCAAAAACUAACACAAAAAUUGAAAGAAACAGCCAAGAACCGUAUGCAAAUCGAUGAUGAUCAAUCAACAAAUCGAUCCUAUGAUUCUUGUCUGGUAAUGAUAAAGGAAUUGAAACGAUGUGUUCAUGCUAUUUGGUCAUUAUUACCGGCAUUAUGUCGAAAUCCUAUCGAUGUAAAGGAAACGUUCCCGAAAAUUGCUAAACGUAUUGGAGAAAAUCUGUACAACAAAGAAUUAGCCAUCUAUUCUUUAGCUGCUCUUCGUAAUCUAUUCAAAUGUGAUCAUUCAACUCAAUGUAUUGUUGGUUCAUUUGGGAAAAAUUUUCUUCCAAUUUUAUUUAAUAUUUAUACAAAUGAAAAUGAAAAUACCCGUAUUGAUCAAGAUCUUCGUUAUCCGGUUUAUAUAGUAAUAUCUCAUAUGAUUCGAUGUAUGUUGGAAAAUGAAUCCGAUGCUUGUCAAACAAUGUAUCACAAUUUUUUCAAUAAAUUAAUCACCAUUUUGAAAGAAUCUCCUGGUUCAGAUUUUCGUCGUAUAGCUUUGAUUGAAAUUGUUGAUGCAUUUUUAUGGACACCUGAAGGUUUAAAAAUUAAUGAAAUUGAAUAUAUUUAUGAUAAAAUAGCUGGCCCAUUGAUUGAUAGCAGUAAAUGUCCGGCUGAUCAGAAAAAAGGUUUCCGUCUAAUUGAACCGAUUGUACAAAGCCGAUCAAAUGUUUGUGAAGAAUUUCUUUCGAAACAUAUGGAAAGCAUAAUUAAUUUGAUGAUAACAUUAUUUGAAAAUGAUAAAAUUUUAUCACCAUCAUCAAGAGCAUAUGCUCUUCGUUUAUUGAAUUCAAUAAUUCAACGAUUAAUUGAUGAUAAUAUUCAUGGGAAACAAGAUGCAAUGUCCAAUAUAAAUCUAAUAAUUUUAAUAGAAAAUAUUGUUCCAUCAAUAUUGAAACAAUUAACGAUAAAAUCAUCGAAAACAAAAAAACAAGCAAGAAAUAUUUUGCUUACAAUAUCUGAAUGUUUUGAAACGCUUAAUAACGAUAAACAACAAGCAAAUGAAAAAUUAAUCUCGUUGAUUAUUGAUCCAAUCGAAAACAAUAAAAUUACAAAUAACAAUGAUGAUCGAACAUCACGUUUAGAUGCUAUUGCAUAUUUGUUUGUUGAAAAAUUUCAUCAUCCAUUGAUUGAAGAACGAAUCGUUGCUCGUAUUGCCGAUACAAUUUUUUCAUGUCUUUCAACCGAAAUUCUCGAUCACUGUACAAGACCAAUGUUGAAUAUUUGUUUUGAAUUUAUUCGUCAUUUUUUUCUUAAAUCAACACCGAAUCUUUUUAAUUGUUAUUUGGAAGUUAUUACCUGUGGUAUUACAAAUCUACCGAUGGAACAUCGAACUAGAUUCCAUCAAACUGUUAAAGUUUUAUUAACAAAACUUUGUCGCAAAUUUGGUUUCGAAUUAAUCGAUAGUAUGAUAUCGGAAGAUUAUAAAAAAGUAAUGAAAAAUAUACGAAAAUUAGAGGAAAGGAAAAAGAAGCAGAAAAAGAUGAAAAAACAAUCAAUGUCCGAUGAUGAUGAUGAUGAUGAUCAAUCGGAUCGAAAAACAACUCGUUCAAAGAAAUCAAGAAAAUAUCUCGAUUUAUCCGACGAUGAUGAAGAAGAUGUUGAACGUUUUGUUAAUGAUGAAUUUGAUGAUGUCGACGACGACGACGAUGAUGGCGAUGGCCGUAGUACUAGAAAAAGUUUCCGUAGCCGUACAAAUAAACAUUUGGAUAUUAUGUCUCGUCUUUCGAAUGUAUCGAUCAAAAGCUAUAUUCGUGAAUCAAUGGAUGGUGAUCCUAUUGAUUUACUAAGUUCGAAUGCCAAACAAAAUGUUUUCUCCAAGAUACCGAACAAGUCUAAACAAUCAAAUAAUGGUUCGGCUGACAAAUCAUCAGAUGUUUCAAAUAACAAUUUACCAUACAGUGAAGAUGGUCGUCUAAAUAUUGGUCGAUUAUUUGAUCAAUUAGAAGGAAAACGUGGCCAAAAACGAUCGGCUGAUGAUUCAAAUAUUGAUGGUGAUGAAGAUGAUGAUGAUUCUGAUGACGAUUCAGAUAACAAAACACAAUUUACAUCAAAAUCUUAUAAACCAGGUGGUCGUGGUAUUCAUCGACCUGUAGCAUCAUCAUCAUCUGGUCAAAAACCAGGUAAUGAUAAUCGAUCAAUGGUAUCAUCAAAACGUUCAUCAAAAAAAUCCGCCAAAUCUAAGAAAAGUUCAAUCUUACAUGGUGAUGUUUAUAGAUCGAAAAAAGCAGCCGGAGAUAUGAAACGUAGAGGCUUACCUGAUCCUUAUGCAUAUUAUCCAUUGAAUGCAAUGUCAUUGAAUCGACGUAAACAUCUCAAACAACGUGGUGAAUUGAAAGCGAUUGUAAAAAGUGCCAGACAAGGUGCGGCCAAAGGACGUCACAUACGAAACAAACGUCAUAAAACGCAAAAAUAAUAUAUUUUAUUUGAAUGUUUUUUUUUCUUUUUCAAUAAAAAAAAUUUAAUGAUAAUUAAAAU
Molecule: messenger RNA, 4596 nt
Organism: Dermatophagoides pteronyssinus (European house dust mite)
Lineage: Eukaryota; Metazoa; Arthropoda; Arachnida; Sarcoptiformes; Pyroglyphidae
Product: RRP12-like protein
Source: RefSeq, a predicted model, not a curated record